AUGUCUGAACGAAAGGUCCUUACGAAAUACUACCCACCGGACUUUGAUCCGUCGCUCAUCACGCGAACUCCCAAACAUCUCCGGGCCACAGGAUCUAAACUCCUAACCGUCCGCCUAAUGGCGCCGUUCAGUUUAAAGUGCACUAAUUGUGGUGAAUACAUCUACAAGGGCCGCAAAUUUAACGCUCGAAAGGAGACCACUGAUGAGAAGUAUCUCAACAUCACAAUAUAUCGAUUCUAUAUCAGAUGUACCCGAUGCUCGAGCGAAAUCACUUUUAAAACCGACCCGAAGAAUAUGGACUAUGUAUGUGAACGGGGAGCUAAGAGAAAUUUCGAACCGUGGCGUCAAGCGAAGAGCGAAGAAGUCAACGAGACACAAGAUGAAACCCUUGACCGUCUCGAACGAGAGGAAAACGAGGAAGUUGAGCGAGUGGAAAGGGACAAGAUGCUGGAACUGGAGGAGAAGAUGCAAGACUCCAAACGAGAGAUGGCGGUAGCUGAUGCGUUGGAUGAAAUUCGGUCAAGGAACGCGAGGAUCGAGAGGGGCGAACGCGGCGGGGGUGAAGAGCUCGCUUUGCUGAGAGCCAAAGCAGAGGCCGAAGAAGCGAAGGCUAAGGAAGAUAAAGAAAUCGAAGAAGCUGCCAGGAGAGCGUUCAUGACAGAUAGUGGUGAUCGUGUCAAACGGCUUGUUGACAACGGUGACCAGGAUACUACAACUCCAAGCGAGAUGCCGCCUCCCUCAUUUCAACGAGUAAAAAAGGCCAAAAAACCAUUCUCAGCAGGCUUGGGUAUAAAGAAAAAGACCCCUCUUGUUUAG
Arthroderma uncinatum is the source of this 816-nucleotide messenger RNA. RefSeq names its product cell cycle control protein cwf16. The transcript has a single exon. Gene Ontology annotation, cellular component: U2-type catalytic step 1 spliceosome. The record is from RefSeq and is a predicted model, not a curated record. Gene Ontology annotation, biological process: mRNA splicing, via spliceosome. Lineage: Eukaryota; Fungi; Ascomycota; Eurotiomycetes; Onygenales; Arthrodermataceae. Bases 1 to 816 code for a protein of 271 amino acids.